Thalassophryne amazonica is the source of this 4625-nucleotide messenger RNA. It is a transcript of the gene plekha6, whose product is annotated as pleckstrin homology domain containing, family A member 6. Lineage: Eukaryota; Metazoa; Chordata; Actinopteri; Batrachoidiformes; Batrachoididae. The transcript has 24 exons. Bases 91 to 3498 code for a protein of 1135 amino acids. The record is from RefSeq and is a predicted model, not a curated record.
UCCAUCCUUCUGUCCACCCUCCUCUCCUUCACCUCCCCUCUUUAUCUGCCCGUCUCCUGCGGCGUCGGUUCAUGAUUGAGCCAGGGGAGGAUGCUGAAGUUCCGCGUGGACAGGAGAGCGAGUCACUAUGACCCCCACGGACCAGCUGGAGUGAGCCAGAUCCAGCUGGAAGAACCCAUACCAAUCAAAAUCUGUCUGCAGCACUGUGAUGUGGACAUGAAUGGGAAGGUGGGAGCCAACUCAGCCAGUACUGCUGUUGAUAAGAUCCCUCACUCCAAAACGGCAAACAUGGUGUCAGACGUGUCUCCUGAAGCACAGAUGUACACCCGGACAUCUCGUACGCAGAUGCCCAGGAAGGUGGCGACAUUUGGAAAGCGCUCAAACUCAAUGCGGCGGAAUCCUAAAGCAGAAGUCGCCAAACAGGGAUGGCUCUACAAGCAGGCCAGCAGUGGAGUCAAACAGUGGAAUAAGCGGUGGUUCGUUCUCUCUGACCGGUGCCUAUUCUACUAUAAAGAUGAGAAGGAGGACAUGGUAUUAGGGAGCUUGCCGCUGCUCAGUUUCAGGAUUGGAGGAGUUGAACCUUCGGACAACAUCACCCGCAAGUUUGCCUUUAAGUUGUGGUUACAAGAGGAGGAGGAGGAGGGUGAGGAAGGGGAGUUUAAGCUUCCCACUGUGUUCUGCAUGCAGGCUGAGCACGCUGGCACCAGAACGUAUUACUUCAGCUCAGACAGCCAUGAGGAGCAGGAGGAGUGGAUCCGAGCAAUGAGCGAGGCAGCUCAGUUCAACGAGAGAACAACCAGCAGUACCAAUACAUAUCAACUCAGCCACAAUAUGGUGACCAAGGCACCUGACCCACAAACACCACAACACCCACGGACCAUCACCGAAACUGACAGUGAUCCACCUCCACACCCCAAGAUCAACGGGGCUGACACGCUGGAAACACCUCCGUCCUCCACCACUCAGUCUGCGCAGGAGGGAAAGAAGAGUGACCAGACACCAGAAGGAGGUGGAGGUGGAGAAAAUGGUGAAGGUGAAGGUGAAGAUGAGGGUGGAGGGGGUGGUACCAGCCACACUCUUCACUCAAACCACCACCCAAAUGGCUGGACCAACUCUGGUCCUACUAACAACCUGUCCCACAACAACAAUGGCAACCCUGCACUGGCAAGAUUUCACAGUGGAACUCAUGCACCUCAUGCGCACACAGUUGGAGGUGUUGGAGUGGCCCAAAAGUCCAGGGAGCAGCAAGAGAAUGUGGUGCUGAGGAGGGGCUUUGUGCCCAGGACGGUCCCUGAGAGGGUGGCUCAAAGGAAGAGCUCCAUGGCUCAUCUCCAGCAGUGGGUCAACCAACGGCGGAGCAUGAACUCCCAAGAAGACAUUGACAGUCCAACUCGCUACUACCCAGUGAACCGAGGAGUAUCCGAGUACUAUGGUUACCCUGGCAGUCCCCAGUAUGUAGAAGAGUAUCCUCUGUACCCACCAGGAAUGAGACCUGACAGCAUUUGCUCUGUCUCUGCCAUGGGGGGAUUUGACCGCCGCUGGACUGUUGAGGACAAGCGGCGGUCAUUGAGGGAUGGACGCCUCCCACAUUAUGGACCUGCAAUGCCCAGGGACCAGUGGGGGCGACAGUACUAUGGCGGAAACUCCAUGGACAUACCCCAUUCCUCCAUGAGACGUCUCUCCAUUCAACCGCGCUCCAGGUCUGUUCCAAGGUCACCAUCCACAUCAUCAGGGGGGCCCUACUCUCCAGUUCCACCCAAUUUUGCUUCACCAGCAAGAUCGCCGUCUGCACGCUUUGACCGGUUCCCGGGGAGAAUGAGAGAUGACUUAAUCUAUGCUGAUCCAUCCGUCUAUGCUGUGAGAAGAUCCCUUAGCUCACCAAAGUAUGACUAUCCUGGUGAUAGAAGGUCCUUAAAUCAUGGAAUAUACCACUACAACUACCCUGUAUCCCCCUCCAUCCACAGCAAAAUGGUAUAUGCUCCUUUCCCCGACAUCUACAGCAGAGAGCUCCACCCCACUCUGAAGAUUAAUGAAAUUGAAACCAGUAAACUUUUGGGACGCCUGUGUGAGCAGAACAGGAAUUUGAAAGACCAUGAAGCUCUCGUCCACAGGCUGAGAAUGGAGAAGGACAACCUAGAGGAGACACUGGUGGCCACACACCAGGAGAUGGAGCUGUACCAUGGCCAGCCUAUGACCCUGGAGAAGCUCCAGUACAAAAAGGAAACUCUGCAGAACCAACUUAUCAACAUCAGAGGAGAGCUGUCACAGGCGUCCAGUGCUUUAACCACCACACGGAUGGAGGUAGACGCAUUAGAAGAUGAGGCCCAUGCCAUCCACGGGGAUCUGUGGGAGCAGCUCAAUGCAGGAGGACAGAGUGAACUGGUUCAAAGGCACAUUCAGAAGGAGUUUUGGAGAGUCCAGGACGUUCUAGAAGGUUUGCACAAGAAUAACUCAUCCCGCGGUACUGACACAGCCAAGCACAGAGUCGCCGGUGGUGCGUCAGGUUCCUUUAGCACCAAUAGUCCAGCCAGUCCCCUGAGCUCAGUAAGCCUCACCAGCCCGCUCAGCCCUUUCUCCCCAGUGCUCGGCUCCCAGGCCUCCCCCGCUAAACAGCUGGGCGUGGAGGCCAAGUUUGGUGAGCAGAACACUGUCAUAGAGGGGCAGGAUCAGGUCCAGGACAGACAGUCCGCCAUGAAUAAAGUUGGCAUUGUUCCUCCGAGGACCAAGUCCCCGGCUGAUGAAGCUCCCAGCAACACGACUAGAAUUUCCCGUCAAAAUGGCAGAGCCUCUAACGGAAUCUCCAGGGAGCGUCCAAAGAGUGCCGUGUUUCCUGCAGAGGUGAAGUCAAAGAUGAGUGUACAGGAACAGAAUGAAAGACUCCGCCGGAACCAGAGCAGCUCAGUGAGGGACAAGAGGCGAAGUCUGAACCUGUCCAGUGGCCAGACUCCAGCCAACUACAAGGUGGUUCGAAGGCGUCUCACUGCUCAUGAGGUUGACAUUAAGGAUUUGGAGGCGGCAGUUCGAGGUCAAGGGUUGGAGUCACCCAGAGAAGAAAUCACUCGCCUUAGACGCUUACAGACAGAACCAGACCCCUACGACCUGAACAUCAGCAAAGGACUGAUGACUCCUGACAAGGUUGUGAUCCCAGAGCGGUACCUGGAUGUGGAGGAUGACACUCCUCUGAGCCCAGAGGAACAGCAGGAAAAACAGAAGAAACUGGAGAGGAUCAAAACACUCAUUGCCAAAUCAAAUCUGCAGAACAUGGUUCCACUCUUGGAUGGUCCAACAGAGGGAGGAGCACACAUCAGUUCACAACAGCAGCUACAGGAGCAGGAGAAGCGUAUUGAAAUUUCCUGUGCACUGGCUGCUGAGGCAUCUCGUCGCAGUCGUCUUCUUUCUGCCCAGUGCGCAUCCAGCCCCCCCACCUCCCCGACCAGCAUGGCCCCACCCUCUUCCUCUGCCGACUUUUCCAACUCUGCCCACAUCAUGAAGGUGUGAAUCUGACAAGCUCAAGCCCUGGCUGCUGUUAAGUUUGAUGGAGCAUCUUUCUGAGAUUCACUGGACAAGCAGAACACUGAAGAUGACCACAGACAACCGGCUAUCACUUUUUUGAUGUUUAAUUUCUUCUAAAUUGAUUCAGCAAAACUAUGAAAGCUGUCAAAGGAUUUUCCUUGGAUGUAAGAGCAAGUCUAAAACCCAAAUGGAUGAUACAAUGACUUCUUCCACCUCCAGUCUCCCAAACCUACAAUGGUCUCCUGCUGUGUGUGUUCAGCGGCACAAAGGAAGCCUGUGGAUUUCGCACCAGCUUCACAUUGUGUAAUGUUUCUAUAUAUGUUAGCUCAGGACAUGUUAUACAAAGUAGAAAUUGUAGUUGGACUACAAAGCGAUUUAUAAGAAAAAGCUGGUUAGCUGAGGUUUGAUGUUCAGUUCACAAGGGAACACUGUAUGUUUGAGGCCCACAGCCGCAAAGAUAAAUCAAGAGAAAGCUUUUGGGAUUGAUACAUCUGAGGUUGACAAGAGGUAUAAUAGAACCUAUAAAGAGUUGAGACAUGCUUCUUGACACUCAGAGCCAAAGGAGAAUGACAUAGUCUCAUGUCAAAACCAACCUUAAGAACUGGCCCAUGGUGUGUGGCCCACAGAGGACCACGUGUCACGGACUGACUGAGGGUCACGUAUUUACCCACACAGACACACAUUCCGAUUGGUUUCUCAACUGACCGAAACAAGAGUGAACACUUUGUACCGAGCUGAGAACUCUCCUGUACACACUGAUGCCUGCUUUACCUCUGUCCUCUCCAUGCCAACACUGUCAUGAUUUACAUUCAUAUGCAGCAUUUGUAUUGGAUAAAAAUGUGUUGAGGGAAUUGGAAUGCCACCAAGAUUCACUUUUAUUGCAGCGCAUCGUGCUGUUUGUUCCACUGCAUCCACUGCUUUCUAAUUUACAAAGAUAUAUUUUAUACCAGAGGCGUAUAGGUAACCUAUGUUACCCUUUUUGCUGCUUCACAUGUCAAAAUGAACAGUAGUUGCAUUUACAUUGACAGCAAUAUUCUGACUUUAAUCUGAUUAAGACAUAUUCUGAACAAGACACUGCCAAAUAAAUACCAUUUUCUGGUGACUUUAACCAA